Molecule: messenger RNA, 1824 nt
Organism: Talaromyces amestolkiae
Lineage: Eukaryota; Fungi; Ascomycota; Eurotiomycetes; Eurotiales; Trichocomaceae
Exons: 1
Coding region: 1-1824 (607 amino acids)
Biological process (GO): peroxisome inheritance
Cellular component (GO): extrinsic component of intraperoxisomal membrane
Source: RefSeq, a predicted model, not a curated record
AUGACCCAGCCAUCUGGAACUGGCUUCGCGCCAAUCCGGCGAUCCGCGACAUUGCCUUCAAAGUUUAUUUCGGAAAGGCGACGAUUCAGUGAAACUUCUACUACCCAUGACAGAUUCGACCCCGUCCUCUUCUUCCACCCUUCCGCCAAAAUCGUCAAGUUCGCUCCCGAUGCGCCUCCUACACCGUCGCAAUUGGCGCCAUCUAUCGACUUUGACUAUCCGGUGGACACGAUCGAGACCCUACCGUGGCGAUCACCGGCGGAAAGAACUGUGGCUGUCGGGCGUUUGAGAUUGGAAAUCCCAACUGGCUUAUCUCCCUUCUUAAAAUGUGGAAAUGUCGUGCAGGCAAUUCUGAAGAAUUCACAAUGCUGGUGUGUUGACGGCAAAUCGACAUUCGUACUGCGCAUUCGAUCUUUGACUUAUUACCGUAUUGAGCUUCCAGACCAGACUCCGGAAGACGUGGAGUUAAUCGAGAAUUUCAAAACCGCUUUAGCCAAUGUUCUUCGCUAUGAAGUAACGCCCUGCCCUUUUCAGCGUGGUUUCAGUGUGCCGCUGCCGGCCGAGGCUCAUAUACCAAAGAAGAAAAGAGCUUGGCGCCCAAAACACCGACGCGAAAGUGCUCCGGCCGGGUCAGAGUCGGAUAAGACAUGGCCGGAUGCUGCAAAUGAAGGCGAGAAUGUGCAGCACGACAUGGUCGAUGUGUAUGAUGGUGACACUACCGACGACAGCGUUUCGACAACAACAACCAGCGUGCCACAUCUCGACUCUACCACAUCCGAAGACAUUCCGAUUAGUGAUACAGCAGAUGAUACGGAACUCACACUUAGCGCCCCUAAGCGAUCAAUAACAGAGCCGGCGCAUUCAGUCCAUGACAUGCUCGCUAGAUUCCAGCCGAUACCAGAAUCAGACAGCGAGGACGAUAGCAAAUCAUUUCAGUCUCUUUCACGUCAAGACUCAAACUCCCCCCCUUCACCAUCGCAUCUGAGUCAUCCAGCCUCUCCUUUUGAUGAUCAAUUGCCGAAUCUCACGCUUGCACAUCAGCGCUUACACAAUCAUAACGGAGAUAUUUCGGAGGCAACUAUAACAGCCGAAUCGCUAUCUACGUUCCAACCUACACCUAAUAAUGACCUAAUGGAGCCAGUUUCUACGACACAGGAACAGGCUGAGCCUAACCUGGAUCUUAAUAGCAUCUCUUCAUCUUCUUCCUCCCCCGAACCCGACUUUUCCGAUGCCGCCGCUACUCUUAGAACCGAAGUAGACGUAUUAUCUCCUAGUUACUCUACACCAGAUGGAAGAGAUAGUACCUUAUUGGAACUUGGCCAAACCGAAUCUCUCGAAAACCGGGAUCUCUUGCCUUUACUGCCUGCCUCUGAACACAAGUUUUUCGAUGCCAAUGCAACCCUUGCAACGGGAGCGGACGUACUAUCCCCGAAUUCCCCCACCGCAGACAGAAGGGACAGUAUUUUGAGAGAAUUGCGCCGGACUCGAUCCUUCAGAAAACGGGAUCUUUCGCCCCUUCCACCAGCUUCCACUUUAGAAUAUCUCGCACCUCGACCGUCGAAAAGCAUGACGACAUUGCUCUUCAACAAGGCUUGCUCUCUGGUGCUCAUUCUACCCUUACAGCUUCUCCUCUUCUUCAUUCACCUUGCAGCGCAGUUCGUAAGCGAGGACAGCGCACAAAGAGAUGCGUCCGACGCUCCCCGGAAAUCAACCAAUGAGAGUGAUGGAGAUGAGAACGACUUCAAGAUGCCCAAGACACCCGGUACAUUUCGUCGCUCUUUAUCUCUUGGAGACCCUAGCGAUGCCUUGUCUGAUCUCGAGUGA